AUGUCAGGUGAAUUUAAUGGUUUGAAAGCUAAAAUUUUGAGAGAGAACAGCUCUGCAUAUUAUACACAUUGUUUUGCUCAUAAGCUUAACCUGGCUGUUGUGGCCAUUGCAAAGGAAAAAAUUGAUGUUGGGAAUUUCUUUGAUAUGAUAUCACUUUUGUUGAUUGUGGUUGGUUCAUCUUGCAAAAGAAAGGACAUACUUCGAGAGAGUCACCAAGAAGAAGUGAGGAAAGCAAUUGGAAGUGGAGAGAUUGCUACAGGAACCGGACUGAACCAAGAACUUGCUCUUCAAAGACCAGCUUUGACAAAUGGGCUGUCAAAAACAUUACAGAGAAAGGACAAAGACAUUUUAAAUGCAGUUUCAGAUGUGGAAUCCACCAAGCGAGAGUUGGAAAAGCUUAGAACUGAUGAGGGCUGGGAUUCUCUUUUGAACAAGGAAAAGAGUUCCAUGAUAGAUUCAAUGAGUGACGUGGAUAUGGUGACUCUUGAGCAUGAACUGGACCUGUACAUAGAUAAUGUACUCCAUGAUACACGGUUUGCUAUCUUGGAAAGCAUAGUUGAUUUAGCUAAACUGAUGGUGGAUACAAGGAAGCAUCUUUCCUAUUAUUUGGUCUACAGGGCUUUGAAACUAGCACUUACUCUUCCUGUUGCCACUGCAACCGUCGAGAGAUGUUUUUCAGCUAUGAAGAUUGUGAAGAAUGCUUUGCGGAACAAAAUUGGGGAUGACUAUAUGAGCCAUAACCUGAUUUGCUUUGUAGAAAAGGGUAUGCUAGACACAAUCACCAAUGAAGUGAUAGUCGAUGAAUUCCACAAGAUGAAAAAUCGUCGUGGGAAGAAUGCAGUGUAA
Molecule: messenger RNA, 846 nt
Organism: Brachypodium distachyon (stiff brome)
Lineage: Eukaryota; Viridiplantae; Streptophyta; Magnoliopsida; Poales; Poaceae
Exons: 4
Coding region: 1-846 (281 amino acids)
Molecular function (GO): protein dimerization activity
Source: RefSeq, a predicted model, not a curated record